CCUCUCACUAGCCAACAUAUAGUAAAUAAACAAAUAUUAAAGAUAAAGAGAAGGCAUUCUUCGCAUCUCUCUUCUCUCUCCGCGUUCUUAUCAGUAGCAAGCUCGGCACGUCAUUGCACACUGCGACACCGAGCCGAGCGCGAGCCUCCCGUCCGAGAAGUCCAAAUCUUCAUCUCUCCCCGACGCAUGCCCGGACCGACCGGUCCAGCUCUACCCACCGGAGGAGGAGGAGGCAGAUCGACCGGCAGCUGACUAAGGUGGAUCCGCGGCGGAGGCAUGGCAAGAGGCCCCUACCCGCCGACGAGGAGGAAGAGGAGGAGGAGCUGCCCCCGGGCCCGCCGCCGCCGCCAAAGCACGAGCAGCUGGAUCAGGAGGAGCCGCACCACGUCGACGUCUCACAGCUGCAAGCAGGAGCCACCUUUAGCGGCGGGGGGCCGUCGUCGUCGUCCGUCGUCGUCGGCGCGGCAGCCGCCGGCCCGUCGCCGGAGGCGUACGCGCAGUACUACUACUCGGCGCGCGCCGACCACGACGCCUCCGCCGUGGCCUCCGCGCUAGCCCACGUCAUCCGCGCCUCGCCCGACCAGCACCUCCCGUCGCAGCAGGCGGCGGCCAUGCUGUACGCCGCCGGCGCCCCAGGGCUGCGGCAGGGAGAUCAACCGCAAGCGGCUGCGCACCACCAUCCCGGUGGCCACGUCGCCGCCGCCGCCGAGGAGGAGCAAGCAGGUCGGAGGCGGCACUACCGAGGGGUGAGGCAGCGGCCGUGGGGCAAGUGGGCGGCGGAGAUCCGGGACCCUAAGAAGGCGGCGCGGGUGUGGCUGGGCACCUUCGACACGGCGGAGGACGCCGCCAUCGCGUACGACGAGGCGGCGCUGCGGUUCAAGGGCACCAAGGCCAAGCUCAACUUCCCGGAGCGCGUGCAGGGCCGGACCGACCUCGGCUUCCUCGUCACCCGCGGCAUCCCGGCCGACCACCAUCCGGCGGCGGUGACGCUGGCAGCAAUGCCGCCGCGGCACCAGCACGGCCACCAGACAGUCGUGCCGUACCCUGACCUCAUGCAGUACGCGCAGCUGCUGCAGGGCGGCGCCCGGGGCGGCGGUAGCGGCGGUGGUGACCACGCCGAGGCGGCUGCGGCGGUCCAGCAGGCGCAGCAGCAGCUCAUGAUGAUGGGCGCGGGCGGCCGGGGCGGCGUCACCCUGCCCUUCUCAUUCUCGCCGUCGUCGUCGUCCUCGUCGGCAACGCAGAUACUGGACUUCUCCACGCAGCAGCUCAUCCGGCCCGGCGGCCUCGGCCCGCCGUCGCCGGCGGCCGCGGCAAUGUCGUCGUCGUCGGCCGCUGCUGCGGCGCCGUCCACGCCGUCGUCCACGACCACAGCAGCGUCCUCGUCGUCGCCCAGCGGCAGUGCAUGGCCGUACGGUGGGGAGCACCACAGGAAUAGAAAAGACGCGUGAUCGACCGAUCGAGCUGGCUGGCUGGCCGGGGGAUAUGCAUGCAACUUGCAAUGCCAAGGGAGAGAGGAUCAGAUCAACAAGUAGGUGUAUGGACGGAGGAAUGGAAUAUGCAUGCAAUAUGGCCGGCGCGGGCGGGGUAAGUGGCAGCGACGAUUUUUGGUGCAAACAUUUGCAUUUCUUGGCCCUUUAAUUUCCACGUGGAUAUCUUUUUUUUUCCUGAAAUGAUCUUCUUUUGUUCAUUUCUUGGAGGAUCUACUUCAUCACUGGAUUAGAGAGAGAGAGAGAGAGAGAGAGCUAGUUAGGUAGCUGCUGCUAGGAGCUUGCUACUACUACCUUUUCUUCCUUUGCAUGUCUAAUGGUCUCUGCUGCUCACAUCUUUAAUUUUUGUUCAUCAAGUGUCAACUAAUUAAUUACUUGUGCAAACUAAUUAAUCCAAAGCAAGAAGAGAGGAAUCUUAUUGAUGCAAUAUAUUGGGCACCCAUGCUUUUUAUUUC
Messenger RNA from Sorghum bicolor (sorghum), 1942 nucleotides. Its product is annotated as ethylene-responsive transcription factor ERF115. Bases 612 to 1448 code for a protein of 278 amino acids. The record is from RefSeq and is a predicted model, not a curated record. Gene Ontology annotation, biological process: regulation of DNA-templated transcription; ethylene-activated signaling pathway. The transcript is spliced from 2 exons. NCBI's taxonomy places the organism in Eukaryota, Viridiplantae, Streptophyta, Magnoliopsida, Poales, Poaceae. Gene Ontology annotation, molecular function: DNA binding; DNA-binding transcription factor activity.